GUCGAGCCUUGAAGAAUUACACAUGUGUGUUGUUUCUAGAACACUACAGCGAUCGCACAAAAUUCAUUCGUUGUCAACAGCAAUCUCAUUUGCACUGUUUUACUAAGUACGCAAGGUAGUUACCCUUCUUUUGCGUCCAUGGCUCCCGCAAGCUUUGCAGACCAGAACGAGAUAGACGUUGGGCACAAGGUCUUGACAAUCUUAGGAUGUGGAUCUCUUGGUACUGCCAUUCUGUCUGGUAUACUUGCGUCGAGAAAUGCAUCCUCUUCAACAAGCGAGGAUCAGCCUAGUCCAGGCACGACGUUCAAGCGCUUUAUCGCUUGCGUACGUCGCGACGAAGCUGUGGCUGCAGUCAAAGACAAGCUUGCAGCUUACGCGGAUACCUCCAACGUCGAGGUUCUCAAUCGACAAAAUUUGAAGGGAGUCAAGCAAGCAGACACAGUCCUUCUAGCCUGCCAGCCAGAAUGGUAUCAAGCAAUCUUUGACGAACCAGGAAUGCAAAGAGCUAUGGAAGGAAAGCUGAUCGUCAGUGUACUUGCCGGCGUGACGACGCAACUGAUCCAAAGCGCCUUGGGAGGGGACGAAGGGCUGUACUUCGUGGUGCGUGCUAUGCCUAACACGGCUUGUUUCGUGAGAGACUCGACAACGGUGAUCGAGACACCUCAGCCAAAUCUGUCACAAAGUCUGCUUGCUACAGCAGAAUCUAUUUUCCGUUGUGUAGGACAAGUGUCCUACGUAAAGCCGUCGACAUUCAACGUCUGUACGGCAGUCUGCGGGUCAUCUCCCGCAUUCUUCAGUGUGAUUAUCGAUGCGAUGGUGGACGGCGCGGUAGCGAUGGGCUUGAAUCAUGCCGAUGCUCUGCGGAUGGCGGCAUUCACUAUGAGAGGAACCGCUAAUAUGCUUGCCAAUGGGCGAGAUCCCAGGCAGGUACGAUUUGAGGUUGCAUCUCCCGCUGGUUCAACCAUGCAAGGUCUCCUUGCACUUGAGGAGGGUAAAGUGAGGUCAGUGGUUUCCAAUGCAUUGAUAGCAGCGACUACAGCGGCCGCGGGACUGGGUAGCAAGGACCAGAGGUCUUGAUGUAAGCUCGAAUUUGUAGCAGCUAGUGCAAUAGCGGAAGAAUAAGCAUAGGCGGCCAGGCCGGACAACUCUUCCUGUUCUUGCUUUCUCUCUAGCUAAGUAAGGCUAUAAUUCUUGCAUUUUGUUUGUCCUAGUCAUUAUAUACUAGCAACUCUUAUACGCUGUCUGUAGGAAGUUAGAUAGGGC
This is a messenger RNA of Lindgomyces ingoldianus, 1263 nucleotides long. Its product is annotated as pyrroline-5-carboxylate reductase. Bases 139 to 1077 code for a protein of 312 amino acids. The record is from RefSeq and is a predicted model, not a curated record. Gene Ontology annotation, biological process: L-proline biosynthetic process. Gene Ontology annotation, molecular function: pyrroline-5-carboxylate reductase activity. Lineage: Eukaryota; Fungi; Ascomycota; Dothideomycetes; Pleosporales; Lindgomycetaceae. The transcript has 2 exons.